CUCGACGCUCGUCACGAAGAUCAAGGGGGAACGUUGCUUAUCAAUUCUCUUUCCUAUAAAAGAUCUCUUCAUCCUUCGAUAUUCGAGUCAAACAUUUCUGCUUUGAUCUCAUUGUAAAAGUUAUAGGAUUAUACCAUCACACCACACGACCCCUUAUACGUCAUCUCUUCUACCCUUGUACUAUCCACUUCCCUUUUCACAACCACAAAUACAAACACAAUGGCUGAAGCUCAGUUGGAAGAUUUCCCUUCGCUUUUCUCCCUGAAGGGCAAGGUCGCCGUUAUCACCGGCGGCUCUCGCGGUCUUGGUCUGCACGCAGCUUCAGCAUUCCUCCAAGCAGGCGCAUCAAAGGUCUUCAUCUCAUCCCGUAAGGCCGCUGCCUGUGAAGAAGCAUGCAAAGCUCUGAAUGCUCUCCCCAACCUUGCUCCCGGUGCUGUUGCCAUCUCAGUUCCCGCGGACUCAUCCAAGUUCGAGGGUGUAGAGAGUCUUCUCGCGCAGGUCAAGAAGCACACCGACCGCGUCGAUAUUCUCCUCGCCAAUGCUGGAGCUACAUGGGGCGAGCAAUUUGACACGCAUCCUGACUCUGCCUUUGCCAAGGUCAUGGACCUCAACGUCAAGGCUGUUUUCAACACAAUCCGUCUCUUUACGCCACUCCUCGAGAAGAGCGCUUCUCUUCAGGAUCCUAGCCGUGUGAUUAUCACUGCCAGUGUUGCAGGACUUGGUGUCGGCACAAUUGGAAAGCAGGGCACAUAUGGUUACUCCGCUAGCAAGGCUGCUGUGCUACAUCUGGGACGCAACAUUGCCAUGGAGCUGGGACCUAGGCACAUCACCGUCAACUCCAUCUGCCCUGGCUUCUUCCCUAGCAAGAUGUCCAAUGGUCUGCUGGAGAUGUCUGGUGGUGCUGAGGAGAUCGCAAAUAGCAACCCCAUGCGCCGACUGGGCAAGCCUGAGGAUAUUGCUGGUGUGGUUGUUUACCUAGCUAGUCGGGCAGGAUCUCAUGUUAAUGGUGAGACAAUUGCUAUUGAUGGUGGUGCCCUGUGGCAGCGAGGCGAGCUCAUGGUUGACUCCAAGUCGAAGCUGUAGGGGCGAUGGAUUCGAAAUGUAUGAUAAAGAACAACCCUUCAUUUAUGGGGAUAUAAAUAGAAGGCAAA
Messenger RNA from Fusarium oxysporum Fo47, 1151 nucleotides. RefSeq lists its product as uncharacterized. Lineage: Eukaryota; Fungi; Ascomycota; Sordariomycetes; Hypocreales; Nectriaceae. Gene Ontology annotation, molecular function: oxidoreductase activity. Bases 220 to 1083 code for a protein of 287 amino acids. The record is from RefSeq and is a predicted model, not a curated record. The transcript is spliced from 2 exons.